UACAAAAUGUGCUUUAAAAACACAUUUGAGAAUACAUACUGGAGUAAAACCUCACAAGUGUGAAAUUUGUUUGAAGCAGUUUUCUGAGCCACAUAAAUUAAAUCGACAUAUGACAGUUCACACUGGAGUAAAACCUUACAAGUGUGAAAUUUGUUUUAAGGAAUUCAGUCAAGCAGGUAGUUUGAAAGUACAUUUGAAAUUGCACACUGAAGAAAAGCAUUAUAAGUGUGAAAUUUGUUUUAAACAGUUUGCUCGAAAAGGCAAUUUAAAUGAACACAUGAAAGUUCACACCGGGGAAAAACCCUACAAGUGUGAAAUUUGUUUGAAGCAGUUUUCUCAGCCACAUAAAUUAAAUCGACAUAUGACAGUUCACACUGGAGUAAAACCUUACAAGUGUGAAAUUUGUUUUAAGCACUUUAAUGAAGCAGGUAAUUUGAAAACACAUUUGAGAGUACACACUGGAGAAAAACCUCACAAGUGUGAACUUUGUUUUAAGCAGUUUAGUCGCUCAGUUGCGUUGAAAGUGCAUUUGCAAUUGCACACUGGGGAGAAACCUCACAAGUGUGAAAUUUGUUUUAAGCGCUUUUGUGUCUUUAAGAGUUUGAAAGAUCAUUUGAGAGUGCAUACUGGAGAAAAUCCUUAUAAGUGUGAAAUUUGUUGUAAACAGUUUUCUCAGACAAGUAGUUUGAAAACCCAUUUAAGAACACAUACUGGAGAAAAACCGUAUCAGUGUGAAAUUUGUUUGAGGCGAUUUUCUCAAGUAAGUUAUUUGAAACAACAUAUGAGAUUGCAUACUGGAGAAAAACCGUAUAAGUGUGAAAUUUGUUUCAAAUCAUUUAUUCAAGAAUACGAUUUGAAAAAUCAUUCAAGAGUGCACACUGGCGAAACGCCUUACAAGUGUGAAAUUUGUUUUAAACAGUUUGCCCAUAGAAAUUCAUUACAUUACCACAUGAAAAUUCACACAGGAGAAAAACCUCACAAGUGUGAAAUUUGUUUAAAGCAAUUUAGUCUAGCAUGUCAUUUGAAAGAACAUUUGAGAGUACAUACUGGAGAAAAGCCUCACAAGUGUGAAAUCUGUUUUAAGCAGUUUAGUUCAGCAAGUCAUUUGAAACAACAUUUGAGAGUACAUACUGGAGAAAAGCCUCACAAGUGUGAAAUCUGUUUUAAGCAGUUUAGUUCAGCAAGUCAUUUGAAAGCACAUUUGAGAGUACACACUGGAGAAACGCCUUACAAGUGUGAAAUUUGUUUUAAACAGUUUUCUGAGUCAUAUAAUUUAAAACGACAUAUGAAAGUACACACUGUUGAAACGUCUUAAGGUGCGUACUGUCUAGAGAUGAUAUGAUGGAACUGGAGCGAGAAUCUCGGAAUAGGUUUUAAUCGUCUAUUCCACGAACCAGUGACAAAACGUCUACGGCAUCGGUUUCGAUUCCAGCGCCGCCGCAUUAGUUCAAUCCCACAUAAGAAUUUCAUGUUCUUAGUAUAUUCAUAGAACAUACUUUUCAGAAAAAGUAUAUGCUGAGAAUAUGCGUAAUUACCAUUGGGAAUGUGCAGAGCAGAUGCUGAGUAUAUACUACUUUACAGUACUUAAACGUUCUAUUUAUAUACUUAGAGUAAACUACCGCACUUCUUUUCAGUAUAUACCAAGAAUAUACUUUUUAGAAUAUUUUAAGGAGGUGCUAUAAACCUUCUAUUUAUAUGCUUAGAAUGUACUACCGCACUCUUUUUAAUAGUGAAUGUGUCAAGCAUAUACUUUUAUAUGCUUCAAAGAAUAUUCGAUAAAGGUAUAUAAAUGUGCUCAGUAUAUUCGGUACGAGAAUAUUCUUUGAAGUAAACUGCUCGUCAAAAGUUAGGGAUAUAGAAAAUUAUGCUGUUCUCAUAGUUGAUUUUUUCGCGAACAGACGAAUUCCGCUAUUUCUUUAUUAUUUUAAAUGUUUCUUUGGUAUUUACACAGUUGUGCAAAGGUUUACUCAAACUUAUUUUUGGUACAUAUACCGGGUGGAAGAAAAGAAAUGUUUUUCUUAUGUUAAGUUUAAGACACCCUGUAGGGAUAACGAGGUAGAAAUGUGAGUAUACUUUAAAAUCGUAUUGUACUUCUUAUGUUUUGUGAACAUGUUGUUUGAUUUUCCCUGAUAUCUUUAGAAACAAAAAAAAAUAGACGGUUUUGUAAUUUAACAUAUGUUUUAACCGAAACAAAAAUUUGAAACACCUUGUAGGGAGUAAAAGGCACAAAGGUGAGUAUACCUCGAUAUUAUGUUGUAGUCUCAUAUUUUCUGAAUAUUUUAUUUUUUUAAUUCCUCUGAUAUCUUUGAUAAUAAAACAACUAGACGGUAUUACUCUUUAAUAUGUGUGACUAUGUUUAACAUGUGUGACUCAUGUCGUCAGUUAAAACACAUAUUAAAGAGUAAUAUCGUGUAGUUGUUUUGUUAUUAAAGAUAUCAGUGAAAUUAAAAAAAUUAAAUAUUCACAAAAUAUGAGAUUACAACAUAACAUUGAAGUAUACUGUAUACUGGCCUUUGUGCCUUUUCCUUCCUACAAGGUGUCUCAAACUUUUGUUUCGUUUAAAACACAUGUUAAAUUACAAAACUGUCUAUUUUUUUGUUUCUUAAGAUAUCAGGGACAUUUCAAAAAACAAAAUGUUCACAAAACAUAAGACUACAAUACGAUUUCGAUGUAUACUAACAUUUGUACCUCGUCUUCCCUACAGUGUGUCACAAACAUAACAUAAGAAAAACAUUCCUUUUGUUCCACCCGGUAUAAGUAGAAAAAAAAAGUUUGAGUAAAGCUUUGCAUAACUAUGUAAAUACUAAAGAAAAAUCUAAAAUAAUAAAAAAAAAUUAGCGAAAUUCGUUAGUCUGUUCGCGAAAAAUUCAACUAUGAAAAUUGAGCAUAGUUUUCUAUAUCCCUAACUUUUGACGAGCAGUUUAUAUGCAAAGAACAUGAAAUUUUAGAAUGUUUUUAUGGUACAUGCUAUGCUUGUACCACGCAUAUACUAAAAAUAAUGUACUUCGACGAAUGUUGGUAGCAUAUGAUGUGAACAUCAUUGUUAUGUGGGAUAUACUUUGCGGGACGACCGGGCAAGAGAUUUGCAAUGAAACUUGAACUGGUUUCUGAGAACAGGUUUUAGACAUCAAUUCGCAAAAUUAAAUUCCGAGAGAGGGCGCUCAAAAUUUCAAAGAUGGACGAUAACUCUAGGAAAACAAUUCAUUUUGUCAUUUGACCUAACAGUUCUAAAAUGUUAAAUUAAAAUCAUUUACACGAGUGUUUUGCCAAAAUAACCACUAUGUUUGGCCACUAUGACAUCUUUUAAGUUAAAGACAACUCAAAAUUAUGUUUCAUCUGUAUGCAUUCAUUAAAAUUUAAUGCUAACUACUGAUAUGUUUUUACCUUUUUUUCAUAAAAAAAUCUGGCCCCCGAUAAUCACACAGCAUUUUAAAAAUUAAAUCUAAGAAUUUCUAAUUUUGUUACACUACAAUUUAUUUUAGACCAACAGAUAACAAUUUUUAAUUAAAUAAAAACUGGAAACUAAGUAGGUGAAUUUAUUUUAUAAUAAAUGUGUUCUGGAAAUUACGAGGUGGUCGGAAUAUUUUGCAUAACAAUGUACAUUCUAUGUACAGAAUAUAUACUACAUUUUAUUUAUUUAUUUAAUUUUGCAGUCGCUUAAACAUUAAAAAAUACUACGUUUAAUGCAAACGUUAAACUAACAAAAUGUGUGAUUUGGCAUUGGUUAGUUUAUGUCAUUACGUAGAGUAUAAUAGGAAUGAAUACUGAGGAACACUGCAAUAGUUUUUUUUAAGUCGAAAUUAUUGUUAAUUACAACAUAAACUGACCGCAAAUAUGUACACAAAUUAAUGGCAAAGUCAAUGUUUUCCUAGAGUUGAUGCUUUUCAAAUUCGCCACCAGGCGUCGCCCACUUUGCGGUUCCUCGCCAAUAAGGGCACCGUAUAAAACGCAUCGGCGACGUUCGUUUCGAUUACAUCAUCUGUUUAACGGGAUCGGUUCAAAAGAAUUUUAGGUCUCUACGGCUCCCACAUAUUGCUAAUUCAUGGCGGGUAUAUUUUUGUCAUGUAGAAAGAAACUUUUAGAAUGUUGACUCUUUCUCAUUUUGUUUUUAUUUAUACGACUAUAAUCUAAUCAUCUGUAAUACAUUAGUGCCUUCAUUGCAUAAACGAAUUCUAAUUAAA
Diabrotica virgifera virgifera (western corn rootworm) is the source of this 4181-nucleotide messenger RNA. Its product is annotated as zinc finger protein 235-like. Gene Ontology annotation, cellular component: nucleus. The transcript is spliced from 2 exons. NCBI's taxonomy places the organism in Eukaryota, Metazoa, Arthropoda, Insecta, Coleoptera, Chrysomelidae. The record is from RefSeq and is a predicted model, not a curated record. Bases 110 to 1315 code for a protein of 401 amino acids.